GGAAGGUGGCGUCAACACGCUUCCUCCAUCAUGUAGCAUUCUAUUGUUCGUGAGUUCUCUGCACAUAUAAAGAUAUCAGGGCAUCAUCCAUGGCGUUUGCUAUUCAUUAACACAUGAGCCAGUGCAUUGUUCACACACAUCGAUGCCAUGCCGCAAACGCGCCGUAGAGGUGUCUUGGAAGGAUGCACAAUGCAUGGUGAAAGCGGUCUCAAUGUCAGCAGAGCGAGUUGAAGUUAAGCUACCGAGACCUACAUGUUGCCCAUCCUGCAUCCCUGCACGUUGCCUAUUCAAUGAGGCUUCUAGGUUCAUCAAGACACCUUCUAAUCAAGACACCUUCUAUGUGAAGCUGCGAAGUCAUAUUGGCAACGAGGCCUCCUUCCAUAUCGAAAGGCUUCAGUGCAAUGACACCCCAUUCUCAGUGAACAUGCCUCCAGAGUCUAGACGGUACACACUCAGUGAUAUGGCACCGACAUGGCAGGUGAUCUUAAGAAACAGAACAGUCAUAUCAUUGCUAAGGCGCGUGAAGCUCCCAUGCACCGGGCGAAAUGAAUUCGAGAACCCCAUUAUAACCACGAACACGCACCUUGCAGCCACAAGCACGAGGUAAUCCGGCGACAAACGGGGUUGCCAUGCGUUUUGCUUGUCGAACAUGGCCACAUUCUGUCGUUUGUGUAAUCACAGCUGUCCAGAC
Laetiporus sulphureus 93-53 is the source of this 691-nucleotide messenger RNA. RefSeq lists its product as uncharacterized. The transcript is spliced from 3 exons. The record is from RefSeq and is a predicted model, not a curated record. Lineage: Eukaryota; Fungi; Basidiomycota; Agaricomycetes; Polyporales; Laetiporaceae. Bases 143 to 607 code for a protein of 154 amino acids.